Setaria italica (foxtail millet) is the source of this 2428-nucleotide messenger RNA. RefSeq names its product putative metallophosphoesterase At3g03305. Lineage: Eukaryota; Viridiplantae; Streptophyta; Magnoliopsida; Poales; Poaceae. The coding region runs from base 141 to 2288 and encodes 715 amino acids. Gene Ontology annotation, molecular function: hydrolase activity. The record is from RefSeq and is a predicted model, not a curated record. The transcript is spliced from 4 exons.
UCGCACUCCUCUUUAGGUCCACGGCCCGGGCACUCUUCUUCCUCCUCAAGGCGGCAUCGGACACCGCCAGUCCGGCACGGCAGCGACACCACGGCUCCCCGCCGAUCCCCCACCCUCGCACCUGCAGCCUCCCCGCGGAGAUGGCCUCUAAGCUCCCGCUCUCUCUUCUCGCACUCCUCUUCCUCGUUUCUCUACCGCCGCUAUGCUCCUCGUGGCGACCGGCCGACGACGACGACGCGUCGGUGUCGAGGUCGGUCUUCCCCAUGGACGGCGACGUGGCGUGGGUGGUGCAGGUCAGCGACCUCCACAUCAGCGCGUACAGCACUGAGCGUGCCGCUGACCUCGCGCUGCUCGGCACCGCCCUGCGCGCCAUCCGGCCUCACCUUCUCCUCGUCACCGGUGACAUCACUGAUGCCAAGAAUCAGCAAAGAACUACUUCAAGACAAGAUGAAUACGAAUGGGUUACCUACAAGAAAACUAUUGAUGCAAUUGUUAGAAGAGGUGGUAUUGAUAAGAGCAGGAUAUUUGAUAUUAGAGGCAAUCAUGAUACGUAUGGAGUGCCAUAUAGAGGAGUAAAAUUGGACUUCUUCUCAACUUAUAGCAUUAACUCACAACUUAAGCGAUUAAGCACCAUCAGUAGUAUAUUGCUUCAGGGAGAUAGAAGAUACCAGUUUUUGGGUAUUGAUGAUACAAUGAGUGUGGGCAUCCGUUUUCCUGCAAAUCUUUUUGGUCAUCCAACUGAUAAAAGGAUAGAAGCAGUAAAUUCAGAGCUUCAAUACUGGACCAAUCAUUCCAAUGCUCCAGUUACAAAAGUUGUUUUCGGACAUUUCCCUAUGUCAUUCACUGCAUCAUCUGAAAAGGGCCAGCGAUAUGAAAGUGUGUUUGCAAGGCAGUCAAUUUCAGCAUACCUAUGUGGCCAUCUGCAUGCAAAAGUUAGUAAGCAGCUUUGGAGGCAUCAUGAAAUGAGAACAAUAGAAGGUCACAAGUCAAGCUUUUGGGAAUGGGAACUUGGAGACUGGAAGGACUACAGAUUGAUGAGGAUUUUAGCAAUAGAUGGUGGUGCAGUCUCCUUCAUAGAUCACACAUUGAAACAUGCACUCAAAACUUCCAUCUUGGUCACAUAUCCAACAGAUUCAAGAAGUAUGAAUAUGUUGGAAUCAGAAAAGGGGUCGAUGAGAAAUGAUAUAAAUGUCCUUGUUUUCUCUCAUCAAGUUAUCCGUAAUGUGAGUGCUAGAGUCUUUGACUCUCAUAGUGAGUUUAAGAUUGUUGAGGAGAUACCUCUGCAGCUUGUUGCCAGUUCUUCUGCUCACAGACCUUUGUUCCAUGCCAAAUGGAAUGCUGAAAAUUACAGAAGUCCAUCCCCUACUCGCUACUGGUUGCAGGUGUUUGUUCUUGAUUCUCAUGGUGUAAAGGUUUCAAGCGAGCAGAGGCCGUUUUCAGUUGAGGGUAAGAUGGCUAUUCCUACACGCCCCUGGCUCAACUAUCUGGUUUUUGAAGUCCAGUGGGAAGACAUGUACCAAGUCCUUUUGUGGAGUAAUAUGGGCUUCACCACUGUAUUGCUACUCACCCCCAAACUAUUGUAUCAUUUUGUUAGGAGAAGUUCAUCAUAUCAAAGGUGGGCUGUGUCUGUUCUGUCAUCCCCAAUCCAGCUGAGGAAAGCUUACUUUUGGUUGAUCUGGUUUUUAAUAGAGGGCACAAGAAGUAAGCCUUUCUGGCUUUGUCUAGUAAUAUAUGUUCUCUGGCUCAUCGAAAUGCCAUGGUUUUGGGGUUGCGCAACAUCUGAAGAUGGAGAAAUUGCUCAAAUGUACUUAUCUGGAUGGAGCAUGCCAUUUCAUGACGGGGGCUUCACAGGCAACAAACUGAGCAACCCAGAUGUGCUUGUCAUCACACUACCAUUCCUAUAUCUGGUGCUUGUCCCUGUAAUAGUCCUUAUAUAUGGCCUGUUUGCAGAAAAGGCUAUUGCGUAUUUGCGGCGCAGCAGAAGAAUAGAAUACUCUGCUGACUCAGCAAAUAUGCAUACUGAGUCGGCAUGCUUGCUGCCAGUUGCCCCAAGGGCUUUACUAAUGUCCGACAAUAUGGUGUCCAUGAUGAUCCAGUUUUGUGGUAGCUGGACAAGGAGGGCUCUUCUACUUGCAUGCUUGAUCACUGCAGCAAUACAUUUGAAGCUUUGUUCAAAGCUAAUGUCAGCUUAUGGAAUGGUACCAGUAGCCUUGUCUCCCCCGUUAACAUGGAUGCCACUGUUAUUAUUAGGUGUUGCUGCCUAUUGUACAAAGUUACAUGCAGAUUAACACCCAGCACUUUGCAUUCCUGAAGUGAACUUAUUUGCGUUUGGAAUACUUGCUGCUGCUGUAUGCUAAAUCCUGGUACGCGUUUCCCUUUAAUGGUUACUGUAUGGGUGCUAGUUUACCAAAGAAAAAGUAGUAACUGA